This is a messenger RNA of Spodoptera litura, 2086 nucleotides long. It is a transcript of the gene YL-1, whose product is annotated as Vacuolar protein sorting-associated protein YL-1. Gene Ontology annotation, cellular component: nucleus. The record is from RefSeq and is a predicted model, not a curated record. NCBI's taxonomy places the organism in Eukaryota, Metazoa, Arthropoda, Insecta, Lepidoptera, Noctuidae.
AAAACAUUUUGUUAAUUCAUUGAUUCGAUUUCGAAUAGAAAUGAGCACAGACAAAAUAAGGCCAUCAUAUCGGUGACGGCUAUCAACGUCAACUUGACGUUCUAGUUUAUUCUGUGGAUGCUCUUUGGCGUGUGUGUGUUGUGUUUGUAAAGAUUAUACAUUUUCCAAAAUAUACCGCUAAUUUCUUGAAAUAAAACAGUAGCUACUAGUUAAUUAGAAUGGAUAAAAGAGAACGUCGUUCUAAUGCGGGCAAUUUGCUUGCAAAAGUGCUUGACGAAGAAGAAGAAGAUGAAUUUUAUGCAACAACUUACGGUGGAUUCCAAGAGACUGAGGAAGACGUUGAUUACAAACAAGAGAAGGAAGUAGAUGAUGAAGUGGACUCAGAUUUUAGUAUUGAUGAAAAUGAUGAACCAAAGUCGGACGAUGAUGCUGAUGAGAAACGGACAAGGAAAAGCGGCACUAAAGUUUAUAAGGAUCCAAACAGAAAGAAAAAAGGUGGUGCAGUUGCAGGUCCUUCUCUUGGAGAAAAAGUGAAAAAAGCAAACGAAAGGAAAGCACCUAAACCAAAACCAGAGAAGCCAGAAAAAGCUGAAAAACCUGAAAAGCCUGACAGAUCUGAAAGGGCUGAACGCGCAUUUGCCGGUGAUUCUUCCAUAGAACGCAAAUCAAUAAGGCAGAGUACAGCAGUGAAAUCAGCAGAAACACUACAGAGAAUUAAGAUCAGAUCCGCAUUGAAGAAAAAGAAACCCAAAAAGGUUGAAGACAGGAUGCCCACGCAGGAAGAACUGCUCGAGGAAGCUUUGAUCACUGAAAAGGAGAAUCUUAAGAGCUUGGAGAAAUUUGAACAAAUUGAGUUGGAGAGGAAAAAGAUACGACCCACCAAGAAGACUAUCACUGGACCUACGAUAAGGUACCAUUCAUUUGCUGUUCCCAUGAUAGAAGAAAUACCGCCAGCGGAAGAUAAGUCCAGUCUACUAGGAGACCUGAACUUAAGCGAUAUCAUCAAACACGAAGAUGGCUUAUUAGAGGGUCAAGAAGUUAAGACUGAAGAACCGGACCAGCCUGCUGAAUCGGAGGAACCUGUAACCAAGAUGGACGUGGACUUCAUAGGACCUGACGAGGAAGUCAACAUUGAGAAAGUGCCUAAAGAAGAAAAAUCACAGAAGAAAAGAGAACCAGAAAAUAUGAAGUACUACGAGCGCACUCUGCUGUCAUUCGAAAAUGACAUCAAGAACAAGGCAUUCAGGUCGUGUUUCCCAAAACAAAAUGUUAAGAAACGAAGACAACUGCUUUGCGCUGUUACGAAACGACCGGCCCGCUACAUCGAUCCUAUAACUAAGUUACCGUACAGAAGUGUAGACGCCUUCAGAAUCAUACGCGAGGCAUACUACCAACAGUUGGAGGCUAGAGGUGACAGGAACGACCCGCAAAUAGCCGCCUGGCUACAGUGGAGGAGAGCUGACCAAGCUUCUACUUACGUACAGAUACAUAUUAAGUAGAAUAUUUUACUACACACAACCAACGGACACCCAAUCCCCCAAUUCCCAAUACCCCGAACCCCAAUCCCUAGACUCCCGAAUCCCCCACUCCUCCAAUCCCCUCAUCCCCUAAUCCCCCAAUCCCCAAAUCCUCAAGCCAACAACGCACUUGUAACGCCUUUGGUGUUGCGGGUAUUCAUGGACGGAAUCGAUUGCUUACCAUCAGUUGGUCCGUCGUCUCGCUUGCCGUACCAUACCAUAAAAACAUGGCAUAAGAUAAUAUGUUCAAUGGAUAUCCAACUUUAAAUAAUUGAUCAUUGUAGUCGAAAAUUAAAUAGCAAAAAUUUCAUAUAAAAGUUUCACACUUUCUGUGUCCAAAAUAUACGCGAGGCUACUACGGACGCUUUUUAAUGUUUGUAUUGUAUUCUUAAUAGUCAGAACCAAGGUAAAAUAAUAAUUUGUAAUAGACAAUCCCUUACAAUGCCUGUAUCGAACAAUGCUGUAGUUUAACGUUUAAUUUUAAUUUUAAGUUAAUUGAUUUUAAAGUAAAUUGAAAUAGAUAAAUACGUAUUGUAAAUAUUGCUUGUAAUUUUAUCAAUAAAAAGCUU